Punica granatum (pomegranate) is the source of this 1197-nucleotide messenger RNA. Lineage: Eukaryota; Viridiplantae; Streptophyta; Magnoliopsida; Myrtales; Lythraceae. The record is from RefSeq and is a predicted model, not a curated record.
AUGGCUCUAAAGGGUGAGCAUGUACUGGAAUGGAGUGAUGAGAUGGAGUUGGCAUUCAUACAUAUCAUGCUUGAGAAGUUCAAAGUGACCCAAACGACUUCCUGGAAGAGAUCUCAUUGGGAAGAGAUGACUCAGGAAAUAGAGAAGCAAUUUCAUGAAGCGCAACUUUGCUGGACGAAGGUAAGGGACAAGUGUGCUAGAUUGAAAGGGACGUACAGGCAGUUCACUGAGCUAAGAAACCACACUGGAGUGGGAUGGGAUGCAGACACGAACACCAUCAAGGCCAGCCCCGAUGUCUGGGAUAUGUUCAGCAAGAAGAACAGGGCAUUCAAGGCAUUCCGGACCAAAGGCUGCAAGCACUACAACCUACUGAAUGAGCUUUUCAAUUCUUCAACUGCUACCGGUGCUCUUCGCAUCUCCUCCACCGAUCCACCGACAACUUCAUCCGAGGAACGACGGAUGCAUGCGGCAUUCAUAUCAGUGUCGAGGGGAAAGCAGAAACAGUCUGUGAACAUCGGGGAGGGCUCCGACGAGAGUGACGACCCCGUCAAUGUUCAAGAUCCAAUUAUAUCAGAGUCCCGACGUCGAAUCCCUAAAAGAGCAUCAUCGGAAAGGUCCAUAAUGCAGGAGUGCAUGGAAUUGUUCAGGGAUAGCUUCAACAAGAAUGGUCCCGAAACCCCAUCGGCGUCAAAACGAAGCAAGUCCGUAUCAAGCCCUGAGAAGCCGGAGAAGGAUAGCGUCAACGAAGCCAUGUUAGAGUUGAAAAAAUUGAAGGACAAGGUCCCACGUCGUUUUUAUGUGAAAGCCGCCAUGGCGCUGAUAGAUAAGGAAAUAAGGAGGGUUUUCAUUUAUAGGCGUACAGUGGCAAUACUCAAUAUGCCAAGGAAUAGCAAUUCUGCACGGUAUAACAGUUCCUCUAACGACGACGAGAUCGUUGUUAGGCAGCGGUGGUUCUUCUUAUUGAUGGAUUGCAUUGGAGCAAUUGAUGGAACCCAUGUGGCUGCAUGUAUCCCUAGAGAGAAUAGAGUAUCAUAUCUCGAUAGAAAUGCUGAGAUAACACAAAAUAUACUGGCCGCUUGUUCCCAUGACAUGAUGUUCACAUAUGUCAUGACAGGUUGGGAGGGUUCGGCACAUGAUUCAAGAAUAUUUUCCGAAGCUGCUACAUUGGAGCAAUUUCCAGCGCCACGUGGUGGUUAG